Cuscuta europaea is the source of this 3170-nucleotide messenger RNA. Lineage: Eukaryota; Viridiplantae; Streptophyta; Magnoliopsida; Solanales; Convolvulaceae. The record is from the annotation of a GenBank genome assembly.
UUUAAUUUCCGUCUGAUCGCUUCCAUCUGCUUUUGUCAUCGUCAAAUUGAACAAGCCGCCCGUUUUCUUCACCGGCUCCGAACGAUCACGCUGGUGGCCCAUCCGCGCCUUAACCCUCCUUCGGAUCUACUCCCAUCGUUUCCCUGUUGUCGCGUCAGCCGUCCAGGUGUUGGUGAAUGAACUAUACGGAGUAUGAUUUAGUGUAAAAGACCAAAAUUGAAUGAUACGUAGUUUGAUCAAGUGUGGGAACUGAGUUGAAACUUGAAACAGAGUUAACAAAUACUCCGUAGCAUGUAGAUGUAGCUGGAAUUCAGAUAAAUUAUCUAGAAUGGGACUAUUUCUUCUGAAGCACCCCCUCUUCAUUUUUGGAUAUACACAGUGUGUUCAUAUUUGCCCAGGGUAAAAAAGGAUCUGAUUGCUUGAUUUUCAACGAGUUGGGGUGUAUCGGUAUUUCUUUCGGUUCAGAAGUCUGAUUGCAGAAUCGCAAAUAGUUCACAUAAAAUCAAUUUCAACUUUACCAAACCAAACGGGUACUAAAAAACCAGUUCAUCCGAUCUUCAUCUCUCAUCUCAGCCAGACGGUCGUACGCACUACGCUAUACUGUUUUCUCCGUUUCAUCUCUUCCCCUGAGGUCAGACGCUGUCCACAUCACGCCGUUUGUCUAAUGCCUUGAGGCAUUCGUCUAAUAGGCUCUAACAAUUUCAAGCACUUGACAUCAGCAACAGCAGGAAUUCUGGGUGUUAUGAGAGUGAAGAUAGCCUCCUAUUUAUAUUUUAUAUAUAUGCUGUAGGAAGACACUGAUUCUUUUCUGGAAAAUUAAAAUCAACGAACAAGAGCAUGCCUAGAUGCUAGCGGAAUGAUUCACACCUUGCAACCAACUCGGGACCUCGAGUCUAAUUGGUCAGUCGAUAUUGUAACAAGCCUAGAAGCUUAUUUACUAGAGAUUUGUUCUGGCAAAGUUUCUGGUCGAGAUGGUGCCCACCAAAAUCCUGUAAACUUCUCUAAAGCUGCAUUGCUGCUUCAAGAUUCUGCCCAGGUAUAUAGUAGGAAGGUAGAGUACCUGUAUUCAUUGGUAUUACGUGCUUUGGAGUCCAUUUCUCAGAAGAGUGAGAAACAAAACACGGUGAAUGGAUCAGCCGGAACAGAAGCAAGUGGUUCAAAUGAUGCUCCUGAUGACCCUUUUUGGGGAUUAGAUGACAUUCCAGAGCAACCUAAGAACUUGCUAGACAAUACAACCCCCAAAGAUGCAUUACUGAAUCGCGUUGUUAAGGCCCCUGCAAACCUAGUUGUGCUUGAGGGUGACAGCUUUGAUGCAAUUGGAGAUGCUGGAGAACUCGAGUGCUAUUUGCUUGCCACCUGUGAUGUGUACAGGGAUUUUAUUUUAUUGGAUACAUGCGAUGCAACAGCCAUUGAUAAUUUUUUUACUAAUGAAAACAAAACCGGGAAAGGAUUGAACAGCAGCUGCAAAGGCCGCAAAAGUGUGCAACAUUUUACAAGACAGUCUGGAGGAGUUGGCAAGCCUUCUUCAGCACGAAAGAACCAAGAACCCGAUUUGAACCUGUCUCCAAGAAUUGAUAAUGAUUUCAGAACAAAUGACCAUAUGCCUGAAAAUCAUGAAGGCUUGUAUGGGGUGGAAGAUGUGUUUUCAGAGCCAAAGGAUUUCAGUGACUCAGAUGAAGAUGAUGAUUUAAAUCCAUGGAAACCCUUAAAUCCCCAUGAGCCUGGAAAUUUUAAAGAUAAGCCAUACAGGAGAGUGAAAGCUAAAAGAAGUCAAGGUACGGGUUCCAAAAAACAUAUGCAUGUGAUCACUCAGUUUCCUCUUGCAAGACCGCAUGGAAACAUUAGUUUGCACCUUAAUGAUAUAUGGGAGAAGUGUUUUGCCACAAAGAAGAUGGAUGAAUCUCAGUCUCCGCUACCGUAUGAAAAGUUGCGACAAUCUCUCUUUCAUUGGGAAAACAUUGAUGGUGAUGUCUUUCACAGUACUGAAAACAACACGGAUUAUGACUUUGAUAACACAAAUUACUAUUCUGGAUCACCUGACUUCCACACGCCUGAAACUGCUGAACUGAAUGAAGAUGAAAAUGUGAACACUGAUAAGGUUAUGCAGCAUGGAAGUGAUGGUGUUCCUUUUGACCACGAAGGUCAUGAAGAUCCUAACACUCAUCGAACUCUGGAAGAUCUUUGCCGUUCCCAUUUGGAUUCUCUACUUGCAAACCUUGCUGAAACUGAACGCCAGACUGAAAUGGCUGCUAGGGUUUCAACAUGGAAGCAGAGGAUUGAGCAGAACCUAAAUGAACAAGAAUUACAUACGCCUUUUGAUAUUCAUGAGUAUGGUGAUAAGGUUUUAAGUAAGCUGUCUUUGAAAGAAAGCAGUGCAAAUGGUGUUUCAUUUUCUGAUAUUGUUAGCGGAGAAGAAAAGCAUAAUGUUGCGCGGACAUUCUCUGCACUACUGCAACUAGUCAAUAAUGGGGAUGUAGACUUGCAAAGAGGCGGAGCAGAAGGAGAGUCAAGUGUGUACACUGGUGCAAACCCAUUUUACGUUCGACUCCUUCAGGGGGGAGUGAAAAUGAGGGAUAAAGUCAAACUUCACAUAUCACCAAAAAAGAAAACAAAAUCUCCCGUAUUGAAAGGGAAUCCCAGAGGUGAGAAGAACAAGAGGGGUGGAAAAGAGAAGCGUCCUGAUACUUCAUCUCCUCCUCCUCGCGGUUCCAACAACUCAAACCGUAGGUUCACUUUGCAGGUGGGCAGAAGGACAAGUAGAUGCACUCCUGUUGGUAAGAAGAGAAGAAAGUCCCAAUUGUUGGAGCAGCCAGUGGACUUGCAUACUGGAAUGUCAUGUGAAUGAACAUUACCAGGAACCAGAUGUGCUACCAAGACCUCUUCACGUUGUCUAUUUCACAUCCUGGAGUUUGUUCUGUUAUAUAUUUCAGGUGUAUUAAUAUUUAGGUCACAAUUUUCUCAGCUUGCCGAUGUAUAUUGAUUCCAUCUCCUUAACUUGCUAUUAGUUAGUGAUUGUACCUAAUGAAAGAGGCAGUGUAGCCAUUAGUCUGCUAAUUUAGUUUAUUUCAGAUUUAUUCCUUUCAGGCUCAUCUUGUAUUGUAAACUUAACUUCUAAUCUGGUUAGUUAAUUCAAGUUUGCUGGCUUUUAGUUCCUGAUUGCAACCGAUCUU